UUACAAGUCAUAAAAUAGAUUGAGUUUUAAGUGAUAUCUAAAGUGAUUACAAAAAGAUGGCAAACAAUGCAUACAAACGAUUAUCACAAUUGUCGACAAAAGAGAUAAAGACAAAUACAGCCGAUGGACGUAUCGGACGAACGACCAGUUAUGACAUGAAUUAUGCGGAACCACUGUAUCACACAAGACAUGGACACGACUUGAGGAAUAAAGAACUGGAAGAGACUAGAGCUCGGGUUUUACAGAUGGAAAAGACAAUGAAGUUUUGGAGCGAUUGUUUGGUUAAUUGGAGAGAAAAGUGGCGAAAAGUUAGAGACGAGAAAAAUAAAUGUCGCGAAGAGUCUCGCGCUUUGGCCAACAAAUUAGACCAAAUGACCAAAGAGUUGGAUAAAGUGAAACACGAAAAGAAUUUGUUGGACAUUAAAGUGGAUCAAUUAGAAAGUCAAAUCAAAUCAAUGGAUAAAUUUUAUAACAAUAAUAAUGAUAAUAAUAAUAAAACAUCUAUUAUGGCCAUCAAUUGUCCUAAAUUGUCGUACAAUCAAAAGUACCUAAAAAAUGUUUCAAACAGUAUUUAA
This is a messenger RNA of Oppia nitens, 575 nucleotides long. RefSeq names its product coiled-coil domain-containing protein 102A-like. Bases 57 to 575 code for a protein of 172 amino acids. The transcript has 3 exons. Lineage: Eukaryota; Metazoa; Arthropoda; Arachnida; Sarcoptiformes; Oppiidae. The record is from RefSeq and is a predicted model, not a curated record.